Messenger RNA from Colletotrichum truncatum, 1023 nucleotides. RefSeq lists its product as uncharacterized. The record is from RefSeq and is a predicted model, not a curated record. NCBI's taxonomy places the organism in Eukaryota, Fungi, Ascomycota, Sordariomycetes, Glomerellales, Glomerellaceae.
AUGGCCAAGGAAAUUCGAGCAUUGAUACUUGUUGGCGGAGCCAUCCAACUAUUUCUCGAUGACAAUCAAGCUUACCCACUGGAGCGAUCGUUAGAGGCUAUCGGCGUAGGUUUACAGGCUUUCCGGGAUGAGUUAUCUGCUCAGCACAAUUUUAUCAACACUGGGACCGUAUGUGCAGGACUUUUAGUAUGUGCUCUUAAUCUUCUUCAGUCAACCUCGUGCACCGCGCAGAUUCAGCUGCUUGCUGAUCUCAAACACAUUCCUUCCGCAAUCUCUUCCCUCGCUCUCUCUCCAGAGCACCACACACCUAUUUGUCGUGUUCUGGAGUUCCUUGGUAUCCUAGAUAUGACCUCAUUUAUCCUAGGAAGACAGGCUCCUUCCGCGGAUAUAUGGAAACAUCUACGUGAAGCCCAAGAUGGUUGGAAGGAGGGAAGAGUUAAAGGUGUAGAAGCUCUGACUGGUAUGCCCAUGUCUCUCCUGGACAUCUUCGCGGACAUACCUUACCAUGACAGAGAGUCUCUUGAAGGACGCUUUUGGGAUUGGCCAGGCGAGAUAGGCAGGUUUGUCCAAUGCCAAACGUGGGAUUGCUGGCGCCUUGCUGGGAUUUUGGAUGUCCGCAGGCGCAAAUCGAAUAAAAAAAGAAACCAAUACUUGACUACCACAGUCUAUCAGGAGCCGGAGUCAAGCAUAGCCCCCAGUACAGACAUUGUUCUCGGGCGUUUGAUGGCGGCAAUUGACGCUGUGCUUAGAGGUGUCAAGCUACCUCAAAAUCAGAACCUACUUAUUGGCAAUGCGCUCGUCUAUCCUCUCAUGAUGGCCAGUCUAGAGGUUCCAUUGCUACAGUCUUACCCCUGUUGGAAAAAGUUGCUAGAUAAGGUGCGCUCCUACGUUAGUCAAAGAUCCGCCUUCAACUUGUGCAGGACGGGACUUGAACUGUUGGACGAAGCGUGGAUGACAGCAUCUGAUAGUUUUGACUUAGAUAAGGCGGCUCGUCGAAAGGGGGUUGAAGUUGCGAUAUUUUAG